GCUCCGUCCCGUUUAAAUAUUCUCCACUCACUCCUUGAUGGCCCCCGUCCCUCCCCCUCAACCAUAGACCAUGCCUGCCUCAAUCACCUCGAAGGACAACACAACUGUCGCCGAGGUCGGAUUGGGCGCGCCCGCUGCUCGCGGAGAGGCCGAUGAGGCAGAGCUCGCGAGGAUGGGGUAUAAGCAGGAGCUGAAGCGAGAUUUGAGCAUGCUGCAGAAUUUCGGCUUCUCGUUUUCUAUCAUCAGUGUCAUAACCGGAAUACCCUCUCUGUUCGCCUAUGGUUUGACUACUGGCGGGCCCGCAGUGAUGGUGUGGGGCUGGGUUGUGGUUGCAUUCUUCACGAUGCUGGUUGGGCUCGCUAUGGCAGAGGUCUGCAGUGCUCACCCCACAAGCGGUGGCCCUUACUUCUGGGCAGCUAUGUUGUCAAGGCCCCAGAACGCGGCGUUCGCAUCUUGGGUGACGGGCUGGUUCAACUUGCUUGGACAGGUUGCGGUCACUACAGGCAUCAGCUUCGCGUGCGCCAAUUUUUUGUCCACGGCAUGCACGCUCGGGACCAAUUUUGAGCCGACGCGCAAGACUACCAUCGGGAUUUACGCCGCCGUGCUGUUCACUCAAGGCAUGAUCAACACCUUCGGCGUGCACAGCCUCAAAUACCUCAACAACAUCUCCGUCUGGUGGCAUGCGGUGGGCACUGUCUCGCUCGUGAUUGCGAUUCUCGUCAAGGCGCCGACGCACCAGUCCGGCAGUUACGUGUUCACACAAUUCAUUGAUGGCACGGGCGUCGACGGGCCCGGAUGGUCAGAGCGCGCGAGCUCUGCGUAUGUCGUGGUUGUCGGCAUUUUGAUGGCGCAGUAUACGCUCACAGGGUUUGACGCUAGCGCGCAUAUGACAGAGGAGACCCACAACGCGGCGAUGGCUGGUUCUAUAGGCAUUGUUAUGGCCAUCGGCGUCUCAGCUGUUCUCGGCUGGUUCCUCCUCCUCGGCCUGCUCUUUUCCAUGCAGGACUAUGACGCCACGGUCGGGACGGCCACUGGUCAGCCCGUCACACAGAUAUUCCUCGACACGGUUGGCGAGAAGGGCGCCAUCGUGCUCAUGGUCAUCGUUAUUGGCGCUAUGUUCUUCUGCGGUACAUUCUCUGUAACGUCAAACUCGCGCAUGAUGUAUGCGUUCGCUCGCGACGGAGGUAUCCCCGGACACAAGUUCUUCCACUCCGUUGAUAAACGGUGGAGGUCGCCUGUGCGGACUGUCUGGCUCGCCUGCACCCUCAGCUUCCUUCUUGGCUUGCCCAGUCUUGGCAGCAGCGUUGCAUUCUCCGCAGCGACUAGUAUCGCCACCAUCGGCCUCUACAUCUCCUACGCGAUCCCCAUCGCCCUCCGCGUCAUCUACCACGAUCAGUUCGUCCGCGGGCCGUUCCACCUCGGCGUGUUUUCAUUCCCCGUCGCGAUCACCGCGGUCACCUGGAUCGCGUUCAUCUCGAUCGUGUUCAUCCUGCCCGAGCUCAACCCGGUUAACUCACAGACGCUCAACUACGCGAUCGUCGCGGUCGGCAUCGUGCUCGCGUACAGCCUCGGGUUUUGGUUCCUCAGCGCGCGCAAGUGGUUCACGGGCCCGGUGAAGCAGAUCGAGGCGGAGGCUGCUGGCAUCGAUGUGACGGACCCGGCCGCGAUGCUUGAGAAGGAGCAUUACUGACGAAAACGCUGCUGUUCUACAAGCGCUCUACCUAUUUCUCGAGUACAUAUAAUACAUCUUUUCCCCUAAUUUAUGGAUCAUCUUGUUUUAGCUUAGAGGCAGACAUGGAAAUAUAUCAUUCCUCAAGGCCUCAAUAUGCAC
This is a messenger RNA of Heterobasidion irregulare TC 32-1, 1831 nucleotides long. RefSeq names its product putative amino acid transporter. Gene Ontology annotation, molecular function: transmembrane transporter activity. Gene Ontology annotation, cellular component: membrane. Gene Ontology annotation, biological process: amino acid transport; transmembrane transport. Lineage: Eukaryota; Fungi; Basidiomycota; Agaricomycetes; Russulales; Bondarzewiaceae. The record is from RefSeq and is a predicted model, not a curated record. The transcript has 16 exons. The coding region runs from base 71 to 1690 and encodes 539 amino acids.